AUGACGACCAUACCGCUGCUCCCUGAGCAGAUUGUGUAUCUGAUCAUACGAUUCUCCGCCUCGAUACCAGAUCUGUCCCUAUCGAUACCUCUGCCGAGGUUUACACCGACGCUCUCCCUGAAGCAGCUUAUUCGAUCACACCUGCCGCCUGAUCAGGCUUCAGCACGUCUACGCCUUAUUUACGCUGGCAAGGUGCUCACAGACACUGCGCCAUUAUCGACGUCCCUAAGACUACCUCCACCUCCGCCGCCGCCGCCGCGCGACGACACAUACGAUCAACAUGAGCCAGGCAGCAAGAGCAAAGGGAAGCAGCCAGCACGGAACACGCCAGCAGCAGAAUAUGGCGCGACAGCACCCUCUGAAGCGAAGAAGUUCUACAUCCACUGCUCGUUAGGUGACGCGCUCACCCCAGCCGAGUUGGAUAGCGAGGCUACUCUGGCGCAGAACACCGAGACGUCGCUCAAGACACAGUACGAGGCAGCGCAAGGCUCAGCCAGCCAUCGCCGCUCUAGUAGCGGUGCACACAGUAGCAACAACAAUGCCGCCCAACGGCGAGGUUCCUCGACAACAACCCCAGCGCCACAAGGCUUCGACCGCCUCCUCGCCUCAGGCUUCACAGCACAAGAAGUAGCAAGCCUGCGUUCACACUUCCAGACCAACCUCUCCUUUACCCAUACCCCCGACACCAUGCCUUCACCCGCCGAGAUGCGCGUCCUCGAAGACCGAUGGCUGGACAGCACAGCCACAGAUCCAUUGCCAGCCUUGGCUGGCGAAGCGGACGCGGGGUGGGGCGCAGGGUUUGCUGUGGAGGAGGGUGGUCUGGACGACAUGUUGUGGGGUUACAUGACGGGGUUCUUUUGGCCGCUGGGCGCGCUGAUAUGGGGAUUUAGAGAAGACGGAGUCUGGUCGCGGAGGAGGCAGUUGGCUGUGGUCAUGGGGGUGCUGAUCAACGCGAUCUUUGGGUUUAUGAGGUGGAGUGCCUGA
Ascochyta rabiei is the source of this 984-nucleotide messenger RNA. RefSeq lists its product as uncharacterized. The transcript has a single exon. Lineage: Eukaryota; Fungi; Ascomycota; Dothideomycetes; Pleosporales; Didymellaceae. Bases 1 to 984 code for a protein of 327 amino acids. The record is from RefSeq and is a predicted model, not a curated record. Gene Ontology annotation, biological process: protein processing. Gene Ontology annotation, cellular component: Dsc E3 ubiquitin ligase complex; endoplasmic reticulum.